Messenger RNA from Cetraspora pellucida, 597 nucleotides. The record is from the annotation of a GenBank genome assembly. Lineage: Eukaryota; Fungi; Glomeromycota; Glomeromycetes; Diversisporales; Gigasporaceae.
AUGCCGAGAAGCACAAGCCGAAACCAACAUAACGCAAGACGAAGAGACGCGAUAUUUUACGAAACGGUGGGAUUCUUACAAGAAAGGGUCAGGGUCUUACAAAGAAGAAUAAAUACUCUCACCCGUCUCCUUGAGGUUGAAGCAAACAGGAAUAGAGAUCUUCACAUGGAGUUAUUAAGAGUUCAAAGAGAAUUAUCUACUUCCAAUUUGAGAAACCGGGAGCUAACCAGACAAGCGUCGAAUUUGGGAAGAAGAGUGGAGCACUUAGAAAGAAUGGCCAGAAGAUAUAGAGUUAGGAUUCCAGCGUUGUUGGAAAGACAAUUCUCAUUUCUAGGAGAGGAGGCUCUUAAUGAGUAUAGAGGACCAGAACUCGUCCAUAGCGGAAAUAUUUUACAAGAUACAUUAUAUAGUGCGUACAACGUGAAAUCUGACAACAAUAUCACGGGUGUCUUACCUUACGUUGAUUCUGAAGUCUUACAAGGUCAAGAAAUCGCGCAAACGGCAGAUAUCUACAGGUUGAGGCAAACAGAAAUAGAGAUUUUAUGUGGAGUUCGGAGAGAAUUUUCUACUUCCAAUUUGAGAAACCGGGAAAUAUAA